AGGAAAACGACGCAGGUGUGCGGGGCGGAGUCGACGGGGUGUUCCUUGGGUGUCGACUGCUGAAACAAGUGACGCUGACAGUCAACAACAUUCGGUCCACACGUCUGGUCGUCGGUUGGAGAGCGUCUCUGCUAUUUCCUUGGGCCUGCAUUCUUCAGCAAGAUGUCAAAGCAGAAGACUGUGUUUGUGACGGGUGGCACAGGCUACAUUGGGUCCCACUGCAUUGUUGACCUGCUGAAUGAAGGAUAUGAAGUCAUUACCAUUGACAACCUCACCAACAGCCGUUCUGGAGCACUCAGAAGGGUUGAGGAGAUAACUGGCAAGAAAGUCACCUUCUAUGAGUGUGAUCUUCUUGAUGGCGAGACUGUGCACAAAAUAUUUGCCAAGCACAAGAUUGACUAUGUUAUUCAUUUUGCUGCCAUGAAGGCUGUUGGGGAGUCCAUGCAGUUCCCUUUGAUUUAUUACAAAAAUAAUGUGAUUGGUACCAUCAAUCUUAUUGAGGCAAUGAAGGCCAGCAAUGUGUACCAGAUGGUGUUUUCUUCCUCGUGCACUGUGUAUGGGGACCCAGAACACUUGCCUAUCACAGAGGAUCAUCCCACAGGAGCAGUUACCAAUGUGUAUGGUCGUACCAAGUACCUUAUUGAAGAAAUGCUUAAGGAUCUCUCCCGUGCUGAGGAGAAAUGGAACAUCAUAGCCCUAAGGUAUUUCAACCCUGUAGGGGCCCACCCAUCAGGCCGUCUGGGUGAAGACCCUACAAAGAACUUCACAAACUUGAUGCCAUACAUAGGCCAGGUGGCUAUUGGCAAGAAACCCAACUUGACAAUAUUUGGCAGUGAUUAUGACACCCCAGAUGGCACAGGUGUGCGUGACUACAUACAUGUGAUGGAUCUAGCCUCAGGCCAUGUAUCUGCCCUCUCCAAGCUGGACCAGGAGCAUCUCAGAUUCAAGCCUCUGAACCUGGGUCUUGGUCAUGGGAUAUCGGUACUGGAGUUUGUGAAGGAGUUUGAACGUUUGACGAAGGUUCACAUCCCUUAUGAAUUCGCUGGGAGAAGAUUGGGAGAUGUGGCAACUCUUGUUUGUGAUGGGAGCAGGGGCAUGAAAGAACUGAAGUGGCAACCCAGAAGGAGUUUUCAGGUGAUGUGUGAAGACUUCUGGAGGUGGCAGACCAUGAAUCCUGAUGGUUAUGUCAAUGAUGAACCCUUCCUAGCUUCAGUGCUGGAACAACCAAUGGCAGGGAAAACUGCAGAUGCUGCUUCAAAGGUUGCCAGUGCCUCUAAUGGUAUAGCUUCUGUCAAUGGAUUAAAUGGUGUUAAUGAUCACUGAAGAUCUUUAUGAAUUUCCUGAACAGAUUAAUGCAUGUGUGAGACUGGCUGUAUGAUGGCAUUCUGUGGUUAUGUACAGUAUUAGUUUAUUUAUCUAGUUAAUGUAAAAGUAAUUGUAUAUAUCAUAAUAAUUUUAAAGGGAAUUCAAGGGAAAUUUUACGAUAAUUUAAGGAUAAUACACCCAAGAAGCAAAUAUUUUUUUCUUCAGAUUUUUUAUUUCUUCUUAAUAAUACCUUUCAGUUAAAUGAACAAUGCAAAACAAAAGUUGUUGAAACAAGCUGAAACAGAAUUGCAAGCAAGUAGACUAUAUUUUUUGUAUUCAAGUGCCAUCAUAGAUGCUGUCUCAAUUGCAGUAAUGUUACCAACACCUGUGUGUUUGGAGAUAACAAUGGGCAUGUGGGAGUGGAGCACUUCACAGUGAUGAUGACCAUAUUGAGGUUAUCUGCUGGGAGACUGAUUUUACAGCUGAUGUGACAUGGCUUUUAUUACUUGAGAAACUUAUCCUGUUGAUGUUCAUUCACUUUAAACAUUCUUCCCAUGUCUACCUCGUGAAAUAUCCCUCCAGCUCCUCACUUUAUUUUCAAAUAUGUUGACAUUCCAGUUUACAUUUUAUUUAAAUAUUACAUACAUGACUUCAACAGGCAUCAGGCUUCUGUUAAAUUGUAUUCAGCACUUCUUGUGGUAUUAAAAAACAAGUGAUACAUAAUGAUUAGAUAUGCAACUCAUGGUGUCUCUGCAUCUUAUUUAUUACACAGGACCACAAUGAAGUUGCAUAAAAUUAAUCAACAGUUGUGCAACUUGCCUACAUUGUAGGAUUAAUGUAAAAUGCAUCAAGAGUAUUAUUACUGCAUCAUUCUAUAUCUAUGUACAGUAAUUUGUUUUUAGCACAAUUGAUUUUAUAUAAACACUACAAUAAAUGCCAUCCCUAAC
Messenger RNA from Portunus trituberculatus (swimming crab), 2252 nucleotides. Its product is annotated as UDP-glucose 4-epimerase-like. Lineage: Eukaryota; Metazoa; Arthropoda; Malacostraca; Decapoda; Portunidae. Gene Ontology annotation, molecular function: UDP-glucose 4-epimerase activity. Gene Ontology annotation, cellular component: cytosol. Gene Ontology annotation, biological process: beta-D-galactose catabolic process via UDP-galactose, Leloir pathway. The coding region runs from base 163 to 1323 and encodes 386 amino acids. The transcript has 8 exons. The record is from RefSeq and is a predicted model, not a curated record.